Tarenaya hassleriana is the source of this 880-nucleotide messenger RNA. RefSeq lists its product as uncharacterized. Lineage: Eukaryota; Viridiplantae; Streptophyta; Magnoliopsida; Brassicales; Cleomaceae. The record is from RefSeq and is a predicted model, not a curated record. The coding region runs from base 113 to 667 and encodes 184 amino acids. The transcript is spliced from 3 exons.
AGAAGAAGAAAGGAAGAGGAGAGAUUCUGAUCGGAGAGAGAGAGAGGUGGGAGGGGCAGAAGAGUAAUUUGGGGGGAAGAGGAGAGGGCAAAAGGGGAAUUACAGAAAAGAGAUGGCGACAACAGUUGGGAGGAACAUAGCGGCUCCGUUGCUGUUUCUGAAUCUGAUCAUGUACCUUAUAGUCCUCGGUUUUGCAAGUUGGUGUAUCAACAAAUACAUCAACGGUCAAACCAACCACCCAAGUUUCGGAGGGAAUGGAGCUACGCCCUUCUUCUUGACGUUUGCCAUAUUGGCCGGAGUUAUAGGCGUAGCCUCGAAGCUGGCCGGAGCCAACCACAUACGGUUCUGGAGGAACGACAGCCUUGCAGCCGCCGGCUCGUCUUCCAUCGUCGCGUGGGCAGUCACCGUUCUCGCCUUCGGGUUGGCAUGCAAGCAGAUAAACAUAGGAGGAUGGAGGGGAUGGAGGCUGAGGAUAUUAGAAGCGUUCAUAAUAAUACUGGCGUUCACGCAGCUGCUGUACCUGAUGUUGAUCCAUGCGGGCGUUUUCAGCAGCAAGUACGGACCAGGCUACAGGGACCGUGACUAUGCCCCCGGCCACGAGGCUCCCACCACGGCCGAGCAGAAGGGUGCUGGUGUCGGCGGCCAUGGCUCCACUCUCGCCGCCUGAUUAAGCCGCCAUCUGAUCUGUUGUUUCUUAUAUAUAUAUAUGUAAUAGCUUAGGAUCUAUAUGUAUGUACUCAAGUAAUAAGAGUUUGUACGACGUUGUUGCUGCAAGUGUUGUGAUAAUGUUUCGACCUGUGUCUGACAUCUCUAUUCGCUGUUUGUUUUUAUGUUAAAUGUAAUUUUUUAUUAUAAAUUAUAUGGAUCUGUGUUUGGUUCA